UCGAGCUCGGAUCGCGUCGUUUACGAGAAACUCCGCGACGAUUUACUUGGAAGCUAGGGCUAGCUGUGUGUGAUAAUGGACGGUACAGACGUAAAAACGAGUCAUAUAAACACAGAAAUUCAUCAUUAAACGGUGUUAUUUUUAUGUCUUUGUGAAUAGAACGCUGUUCCGAGGCUCUGCUGAUGAAAAUAAAUCGUCACUGAGUGUGGUGUGAACAUCGUAGAAAUGGAAGUGGGCCGUCAGAUCCUGGGGAAGUUGCAGAGGAGGAAGAAGUCGCAGCUGAUGUCAGCUGUGAUCCUGCCAGGACUGGAGGUGCACUUUUACCUGGCAGACACGCAACAGAUCAUCCACCUGAAAGGCUGUCACUCGGCCGAGCAGCUGUGCACCGAAGCCGCCAAGAAGCUGGGUCUUUCUCCAUUAUGCAGCAGUCUGUUUGCUCUGUACAAUGAAACAAACAGGACAUGGUUUCCUCCAAAUCAUGUGUUCAUCGUAGACGAGACUACAAGACUCAGGCUGCACUAUCGCAUGAGGUUUUAUUUCACUAACUGGCACGGGACCAGGAAGAAACCUCUAGCUGUCGUGCGACACAGUCUCAAACAGACAGGAAACCAGGGGACGGCUCUUCUGGACUCACCGUCACUGACCUACCUAUACGCACAGAGUCAAUAUGAUUUCCAGAGCGGCUCAGCAGCACUUCGCAGCUUUCAGAGCGAGGAAGAUGCCCAGCAUAUGGAGAAUGAGUGUUUGGGAAUGGCAGUGAUGGCUAUUUCCCAUGAUGCCAUGGGCAAAAACCUGCCUGCACGGGAACUGGCUAAGAAAUUCAAGUACAAGAACUACAUCCCGGUCAGUCUGAACCGCUCCAUCUCUCAGAGGAACUUGCUGACGCGCCUGCGCAUCUCCAACGUCUUCAAGGCGUUUCUCGAGGAGUUCAACGACAACACGGUGCUGAAGAACAGCGUCAGCAAUCACGACUUGAAGGUCAAGUACAUUUCCACUCUCGAGACUCUGACCAGACACUUUGGCUGUGAGGUGUACGAACCCUUGUCCGUCAGUAUCCACGAGAAUGACGAGGUUCCCUGCAGUUCUGCGAGAGAGGACGGAGCUCAGCGUCGCGUGCUCAUUUCCGGAACCCGCGGCAUUGAGUGGCAGAGCGUGUCUCCUGAGACCUGCCCAAAUCUACAGAGGAAGAAAUCAAAGAGGAACAAAAGUCAACAGGGUCAGCUCAGCGAUGUCAGAAAAGAAGACAACUGGACGACGUUCUCGGAUUUCCACGAGAUCACGCACAUCGUCAUCAAGGAGACGCUGGUCACGGUUUACAGACAAGACGACAGGAGGAUGGAAGUGCGCUUCGCUGGCCGUGAGGAGGCCCUGGCCUUCACCAGCCUGAUAGACGGCUACUUCAGGCUCACUGUGGACGCACAUCACUUCCUGUGCACUGAGGUCGCUCCCGUCUCCGUAGAAACCAACCUACGUGAGGGAUGUCACGGACCAAUCAGCACCGAGUACGCUGUUCAUAAGCUCAAACAGGAAGGUUACGAGGAGGGCAUGUACAUCCUGCGCUGGAGCUGUGCUCAUUACGACCACGUCCUGCUCACCGUCAUCUGCAAUGAGAGAGAUGUCUCAGGUGAGAUCAUCAAGACCUUCAAGAAUUUUCAGAUCGAGAGGACUGAGGGUGGAUUUCGUCUCUGUGGGACGGACGUGGAGAAACCCACACUGAGGGAACUGACCGACCGGCUGUGUGGUCAGUGUCUGAGUACGGACAACACCACUCUGAAGCUGGCACGAGGUUGUCCUCCUCAGCCUCGAGAGCUGUCUAAUCUCCUGAUGGUGACGAGGUCGGACUCCAUCACUCCACCCUCCGUGAGCCACCUUGUCUUAAACCCCAUCAAGAAAGAGAACAUCGUACAGGACAAGCACUUGGGGAAAGGAACUCGUACAAACAUAUACUCGGGCACGCUGAGGCCGAAGAGCGAUGAGGACAGUCUGAUCAGCUUCAGCACUGAGGAUGUCCCUGUGGUCCUGAAGGUGAUCGGAACAGGACUUAAGGACGUUGCAGCCUUUUUGGAAACUGUGAGUCAGAUGCGUGAGAUCUCACACAAACACAUGACACAUCUGUAUGGCAUCUGCAUGUACAGCAUGGACAUCAUCAUGGUGGAGGAGUUUGUGAAGCACGGACCUCUGGAUCUGUUCAUGCGCGCUCAUCACGCUGAGCUCACGCCGUCCUGGAAGUUUCAGGUUGCCGAGCAGCUCGCUAGCGUCCUCAGCUAUCUGGAGGAUAAGAAGCUCGUCCAUGGCUACGUGUGCACAAAGAACAUCCUGUUAGUGAAAGAUGGUCUGGAUGGACAACAAGCUCCAUUCAUAAAGCUCAGCAAGCCGGGAGUCCCGAUCACUACGCUCAACCGAGAAGAGUGUAUCGACAGGAUCCCAUGGAUCGCUCCGGAGUGUGUGAAGAACCCUAAAGCACAGACCGUGGCUGCGGAUAAGUGGGGCUUCGGGACGACGCUGUGGGAGAUCUGCUACAACGGAGAAGUGCCGCUCAGGGACAAGAAACGUGCCGAGAAGGAGUGGUUCUAUGAAGCCAAGGGCACACUGGUGAUUCCCAACUGCAGUGAACUGGCCGAGCUCAUCACCCAGUGCAUGAACUAUGACCCCAAGAAGAGACCGUUCUUCAGAGCCAUAGUGCGAGAACUGGACCGUAUCAAGGAGCAGAACCCGGCGAUGGUGUCAGGUGGUGUUCCUGUGCAGGAGAUCGACCCCACGCUGUUUGAGAGCAGAUUCCUCAAGACAAUACGGGACCUGGGAGAGGGUCACUUUGGGAAGGUGGAGCUGUGUCAGUACGACCCACACGGAGACCGCAACGGUCAGAUGGUGGCUGUCAAGUCGCUGAAGUCUGAAAGUGAUGGACCUGAGAGCAGCAACCUGAGGAGAGAAAUCAGCACCAUGAGAGAGCUUUACCACACCAACAUCGUCAAGUACAAAGGCAUCUGUACUGAGGAAGGUGGGAGAACGAUUAAACUGAUCAUGGAGUAUCUGCCUGCUGGGAGUCUGAAGGACUAUCUGCCCCGACACAAAGCUCAGACAAGCCAACAGCGCCUGCUGCUCUACGCCAUCCAGAUCUGUCAGGGAAUGGACUACCUGGGCUCUCAGAACUACAUCCACAGAGACCUGGCGGCUCGUAACGUGCUGGUGGAGAGCGAGACACUGGUCAAGAUCGGAGACUUCGGUCUGACGAAGAGCAUCAAAGACAAUGAGGAGUACUACACGGUCAGGGAGGAGCAGGACAGUCCGGUGUACUGGUACGCACCUGAGUGUCUGAUCCACCGAAAGUUUUACAAAGCCUCAGACGUCUGGUCUUUCGGAGUCACACUGUACGAACUCAUGACCUACUGUGACCGCAAGAUGAGUCCUCCUGAGAUGUUCCUGAACACGAUUGGCCGAUCGCACGGUCAGAUGACAAUGGCGAGACUGGUGAAGGCUCUGGAAGGUGGCUGGAGGCUGUCCUGUCCUACAUCUUGCCCAGAUGUGGUGUACACACAGAUGCGGAGGUGCUGGGUUCACGCUCCAGAGGACCGUGUGGACUUCAAAGGCCUGAUCGAGGUGUUCGAGCGUCUCUUGUCGAGCGAAGAACUCAGUUUAGUGCACAGCUGUUAAAUCGCUCACUUUUUAAUACUUUUACUGUCAUGCAUAUCGUGUCUUAUCUUUUUUUAAGGCCUGAACUCAUCCAAAAUUAUUCAUUGGCAAUAGAGCAGGUUGUAUUAUUACAUCUGAAGACCUCUGAGCACUUAAACAGUCAGAAUCUGGUCAAAUUAAAAAUAAUUAGAAGAAUAAUUAUCCUUGGGGUGAUAUACUUUUACAUUAGAUGUUACAUGUUCAUAUAUCCAUAUAAAAGUCCACAAUAAUACCCUAAAAGUGUUCUUAUUCUGCAGGAUUUUAAGCAAACUCACUCAUUAGGGAUGUCUUUUCAGACAUUACAGCUGUAAUCAGUGAUCUUUGAGUUAGGACAUCUCCUCAGAGGAGAAACUUUGACCUCCAUAGCGCUCCAGAAUAUAAACAAAAGAAACAAGAUGUGGACCACCGACAAUUAACCAAUCAGGACAAAGAAAGCCCCACAGCUUGCAUUAGCAUUUGGACAGUACACGUGCAUGUUUAAGGGGCAUGGCUUUGGAGAGGACACUGAGAUCCUUUUGAUUUAUGAAACAGCCCGGCUAAAAUCGUUGAUUGUGCCUUUAAGGCAGUUUAUUUAAAGUAUGUCACGACAGAAUCAGACUGAGUUACUAAGAUUUAUUUGAUUUACUUUAAACAGUAAAAUGCUCUGGUGUGUAAAUCAUUAUUCUGUACAAAGACAGUGGAGGAAAAUUGUUCUGUGUACGAAAUAAUGAAUGUAUGUAACUGAUUUAAAGUCGAUUUAGCCCAGUGUCACUAGUUUUACAAGAACCAUACUACAUUCUAUACAGCUACAUUCUUAC
Messenger RNA from Pangasianodon hypophthalmus (striped catfish), 4466 nucleotides. RefSeq names its product tyrosine-protein kinase JAK1. Gene Ontology annotation, biological process: cell differentiation; cell surface receptor signaling pathway via JAK-STAT; hemopoiesis. Gene Ontology annotation, cellular component: cytosol; membrane; cytoskeleton. The record is from RefSeq and is a predicted model, not a curated record. Lineage: Eukaryota; Metazoa; Chordata; Actinopteri; Siluriformes; Pangasiidae. Gene Ontology annotation, molecular function: cytokine receptor binding; ATP binding; non-membrane spanning protein tyrosine kinase activity. The transcript has 24 exons. The coding region runs from base 226 to 3651 and encodes 1141 amino acids.